AUGGAUGACAAGUCUGUUUGGCCCCCACAUAAGAUAUUGUGUGCGUCACAAGAGAUUACGUUUAUCCAGUUGAUGGUCCCGACCGCGGUCGGCGUGCGUUGCAAAGCUCGGGAGGGCGGGACGGGGGAGAAGAAAAGGAAGGUAAAUAACAGCAAGACAGCAACCUAUAGACAGAUAUAUACGGGAGUAGAUCAGCUGGAGGAGGCGAAGAGGAGAAGGGAGAUGAGGAAUCCCUUGGGGUCGUUGGCUGCGGAGGAGGGGCAGCAGCAGCGGCGGGGAGUGUCGACGCCCACGCCGUGCUGCAGCAAGGUGGGAAUGAAGCGCGGCCCGUGGACGGCGGAGGAGGACGAGGUGCUGGCUAGCUUCGUGAGGAGGGAGGGGGAGGGGCGGUGGCGGUGGCGGACGCUGCCCAAGCGCGCCGGGCUGCUCCGCUGCGGCAAGAGCUGUCGCCUCCGCUGGAUGAACUACCUCCGCCCCUCCAUCAAGCACGGCCCCAUCACCCCCGACGAGGAAGAUAUGAUCCUCCGCCUCCACCGCCUCCUCGGCAACCGGUGGUCGCUGAUAGCUGGGAGAAUACCGGGGCGCACGGACAACGAGAUCAAGAACUACUGGAACACCCACCUCAGCAGGAAGCUCAUCAAGCAAGGCAUAGAUCCCCGCACCCACAAGCCCUUCACCUUCUCCACCAAUCCCAACCCGACUCUGCCAUCAACGCCACCACCACGUCAUCCUACCGCGAACCCCGAUCCCACACCUUUUGCUCCUCCAGCACCGGUCACCACUGGCGGCGGCUACUUCAACGUGGGAUGCCAGAACAGCGAGGAAGGGAGGAAGGGAGCCGAUGGCUGCACUGUUGAUUUCUUCUCUGAUAUCUUUGAUCCCUUCAUCCACGAUGACAUCUUGAUGCAGCAGCAUCACAAUGCUGUCAACAAUCACACUGAUAACAGCAACAGCAACAGCAACAACAAGCUCGUUGAGAUGCUUGAUCCUAUGGGUGCAUCACUGGUUCCAAGCUUUGGGUUUGAAGGUCUGUGGGAAGAUCCCUUCACUUACUUUGGUUAGCUUGGAUCAAAGGUCACGCAGGCAAGUAAAUCCAGCUAUCUGUUCUGAAUCUCGAGAACUAUGUGUUGUGUUGCAUAGCAAUUCAGCAAGUUAAAGGUGUUCAUUAUGUCCAAUGGAUUAUGUUCCGAUUCCAAAUAUUGUCUUAUAUAUGUCAUUCGAAACCUUUGAUGACUAUUUUCUCUGUAAAAUCUAUUAUUCGUUCAAAGAUUUCAUUGAUUUCUGCAUCAUCA
Messenger RNA from Musa acuminata AAA Group (dessert banana), 1292 nucleotides. Its product is annotated as transcription repressor MYB5-like. The transcript has 2 exons. The record is from RefSeq and is a predicted model, not a curated record. The coding region runs from base 1 to 1062 and encodes 353 amino acids. Lineage: Eukaryota; Viridiplantae; Streptophyta; Magnoliopsida; Zingiberales; Musaceae.